Molecule: messenger RNA, 3914 nt
Organism: Neodiprion fabricii
Lineage: Eukaryota; Metazoa; Arthropoda; Insecta; Hymenoptera; Diprionidae
Gene: Slob
Product: slowpoke-binding protein
Exons: 9
Coding region: 1380-2870 (496 amino acids)
Biological process (GO): protein phosphorylation
Molecular function (GO): ATP binding; protein kinase activity
Source: RefSeq, a predicted model, not a curated record
AUUCACCAAAGGUUUUCAUGUAGAUUUCAAAAUAAGUUUGGUACAGUUUAAAAAUCUUCGCACAACUUUUCGAAAAAGUUAUCGAAAGGGAUUCCAGAGCUUAUUAACAAUCCUAUUCAAGAAUACCAAAUAAUUACCCAUCCGCGUAAUGAAACUUGAAAAAAUUAACAAUUUCAACACCGGUACACGCAACUCUACACCGAUCAUACUCAUACGUGCAUGUAAACGAUUUGGGUGGAGUUAAAAAGCCAGAAUAGCUGAUCGACAAACGGACCAAAAUAUCGAAUUUGCAAAGACGCGAAAAUCUAAUUCGUAGAAUUAUCAUAAUGUAGAAAGUUCAAGUACAGAAAAUUGAAAAUACAGAAACGAGAAGCACAGAAAGACAAAAUAUAGAAAGUUUAAAACGUGGAACGGCAGAAUCUAAAAUCUGUAUACGGUUCUAUAUUAUCGAAACGAAUUCUGUCGUCUCUACAUUUGACAUUCUUUAUUCUGACCUUUCUAUUUUUUCACUAUUCCAUACCACGAGUUUCCAUAUCUCUAAAUUACACCGAAUAACAUUUUCGCUUCUUGAAAAAUUCGCUAUCGCGGCCCUUCCAAUUCUCGAUCUACCUACAUUUCAACCCCCACCCAGCUAUUUUCUUUGUCUCUAAACCGCGUGAGGUCAAAGGUCUGCAGCCCCUCGCGUAUUUAAGCCGCCAGCGUUACCUUACUUUCAGGCGGGAUCGUAUAGAAAGGACCUAACACGGCUUCGGAAAGUCCGUUAAUCCCGACAAGGAGACAGCUAGCCGCUAGUCCGGUGCCGCCAAGCUGCUCACUGUUCCACUUUGCAAUUGUCGUUUAACGAGCCUGCAUGCUGCACCACUCGUAACCCAUCUACUUGUCCCCGCAACGGACAGCUUUGAGCUUUCGGUUUGAUUCAGAUUGGUCCCGGAUACCGCGCUGCGGGCCGCAACCACCGGCUGGUAACGCGCCGCCCGCAUCCCCCAUUCCGCCCCCAGCCUCGCCCAGCUCUGCCCUCUGCCCCCGGGGCAGCGAGCCCCUCGCCGAGUGAAUCUAUGUCACAGUCAGUGCAUCCCUCGCGCUCGCUCUGCAAGCUCUGCAAGCUCUGCAGGCUCUGCAAGCUUUGCAGUCCGCCGCCGCCGCCGCCGCCGCCCUCCCGGCCUUCCGCUCAUUACUUCCGAGCAUCUUGUCCCGCCAAGAUUUGUCCUCGAGGGCUCCGAGUCGCGUCAGCGAUGAAAGUUAACGCUAGUGCAGAUAAAUCACGAACCUGCACCUUUGCCGAGAAUCGUUACUUUGCAAAGUAGAAUUUUUUUCAUCUCUCGUCAAUCAUUUCUACCAUUUUUAGUAAACAAACUUGGGACCAAAUUCGCCGGGUGAAAAUGUUCAACUUAUAUCAAAAUAUGAACCGGCGAGAAGAGGGUGAAAAUCGUCGUGAACCGGAUAUGACCGGACACGAUCGUUUCUGUCAAGUGCGGCCAAAGUCACGGCGUAAACGACGGCAAGUAACUCGACGGGCCCAAAGUGCAAUCGAAUUGGACACUGAGGCUAUGCUCUCUGCCAGAGGAGUUCUUGAUCGGCGUGGACGAAGCGCAAGCAUCGAGGACGACGAAAGUGAAGAAGAAAAAGGCUACCAGCUGACCAACAAAAUUGAUAGUCUUGCCAAGAUUUUAUUCAACCGAGUUACAGCAGCGCGUAACAGAGAACAGAAUGACAUUAGAAACGGACGGCAUCAGUACACUGCUCUGGAUUGCUACGGACCAUCCGCUUGUGAGGAUGUCGGCGAAUGUAUGGAGAUGGAGAAAAGAUCUAGGAUUCAAGCACUAACGAUUUGCCAAUCUCAUCUUAAAGGAUCAACACGGUACAGUCUGACAAAACAACUAAACAACGUUGGAUCUCGCGUCGACAAACAUUGGUUUGCGGUGAGAGAUACAACGCUGAAAGCCGACAGGCUCUUAACGCUUGCACCGUUGAGCAGAAACUGCCCAAUAAACAUCUGUUCGUCCAUACGAGAGACGCUGAAUCAUUUAUUUCUCGCGUUGCAACACCCAUAUAUUUGCCCUGUGCUUGAUCUCGACUUCAAGGAAUUCAAAGGGCAGAAUUAUGUGAUUCUUGUGCAACCCAUCAAUCAAGGAAGUUUGAAGGACCUCAUAUAUGGGAUCGAAAGGAAUUGUUGGAAUGAAGAUUGGAGUCAAAAAUACGUGACUCGUGGCAAGGGUCUACCGCUACCACAGGUGCAGCGAUUAGGUCGUCAAAUUUUAGAAGCAUUGUUAUUUCUGAAAGAGCGUGGCUUCCCAACAGUGACACACUUACAUUCUGGCAAUGUGAUUGUUCAAAACGGAGUCGCUCGUUUAGCAGGUUUAGAAAAUACUCUGCUCGGUUUCACAAGCCGUAUCUAUCCCGUUGUCACUUCCCGAUCGUCGCACUUAAACUUUAUCGACACGAUAUGUUUCGGCCAUGUGUUAUUCGAGAUGUGCGCAGGGUAUGAAUUGUGUUCAUUUAAACCAACAGAAACGCAACUGUCCGAUAUCAACAAGUACCCUCAGAUUCUUGAAAUUUUGGAGCUUAUAUUUGAACAGCCAGAUGCUCGCUAUCCCAGCGUGGAGGAGCUGCUGUUACAUGAUUUAUUCCGCAAUAUUGAUCUUCGCGAAAUGCGAAGUGCGCCGGUAACGAUGUUCCGUCCAACUUUAUCACCUCCCGUGGUUAACUUACUAGAUGGAAUUAAACGAAAACAUAUCAACAAGAGACUGGAGAGUAUUGAUAGUGAGGACGUUGUAUCGCUUGACAAUCCUGCACCGGAACAUAGAGAAGAAAUUGAGGAGUCUUCACUUCUUGCUGAGAUAUACGACGAGCUUUCGACUACAACUAUUUAAAAUCCAGACCAGGAGCGAUUUAAUUGAGUAAAUUUUUUUUUUUUUCGUAUUUAUCAGGGUUUAUUUUAAUUUUAUCGCGUUAAACAAUGUUUCUUUAUUGCGUUUGAAAAAACAACCAUUGUAGAUUUUUGUUAGUCACUUAUACGAUACUGUAUACCCACGUAUACCUCGUAAAUAUAAACAGAAAAUGAAUCAACACUCCAAUCAACUUUUCACUGUUUUACUAUCAAAAACAAUAAUUAACGCUGAGAAACUACUCGUACGAGUAUGGUCAUGCAAACGAACUUUGAACUAAUGAUAUUCCUGAGAUACUAAAGACUAUGAUAAGAAUAAAUCAAACACCUAAUACAAAUAUAAUAUAAUCGCGGUAUUAGAAUAGAUAAUGAAACACAAAAUGAUUACGUUAUUAUUUCAUUUUAAAUUUUCUAGAUGAAAAAUUUAAACUUCCCGCCAACGGUUAGGUACAUUAUGAUGAAUUAUCAAUAAUCAUAAAUCAUGUAAUCAAAGUUUUUAAUCAACACAAUAACAUAACUCAUUACACAUUUUUUGUUGCCAGGAUACCUUGUAAAACUUUGACAACAGACAAACAGUAGAUCUGAUAUAAAAAACAGUUCAAUUCAGAUUCUGAUCCAGAUUACAUGACACUGGUACAUAUAAUAGAUUGUGAGUUUUGUGAAAUUAUUUAUGUUUAUUCAUUAAUUAAUGUCUUAGAAGAAUAUUUUCACUCGUAGAAAAAGUAAUAAUGUCAAUUCGCUCAGUGAUAAUAUUUAUAAUUAAGUAAGAGAUGACCCAUUGAACACACAAUUUGCAUGAAGUGAUUAUUCUUACUAUCUUUGUAUCCAUCCGGAUUUAUCGAUAACCAACAAUUUCAAUUUUUUGACUUACAUAUAUUGUGGACACACAUAGAAAUUCUUGUUAUUCCAUAACUGUUGAAAAUUACAUUUUAGUAUGCUCCUAAAACUCUCUGCUCUAUGUCGAAAAAAAAAAAACGUGAGAAAUUUGGGUAUAUGUAUUACAAUAUUACAAAGAGAUUUUUAGGUAUAU